Molecule: messenger RNA, 1384 nt
Organism: Cryptotermes secundus
Lineage: Eukaryota; Metazoa; Arthropoda; Insecta; Blattodea; Kalotermitidae
Gene: Rtc1
Product: RNA 3'-terminal phosphate cyclase-like protein
Exons: 1
Coding region: 123-1274 (383 amino acids)
Biological process (GO): ribosome biogenesis; endonucleolytic cleavage of tricistronic rRNA transcript (SSU-rRNA, 5.8S rRNA, LSU-rRNA)
Cellular component (GO): nucleolus
Molecular function (GO): RNA endonuclease activity
Source: RefSeq, a predicted model, not a curated record
UCGGUUAUACGCAAACAAAACCGUCAUGGUGGUCAUGGUGGUUCCGCGAGUUGGAAGUUGUGUGAACUGACAAGAUUUUGGUGUGGUAAUAGUAGUCAUAGGCUUUAUAAAGUAUAAAUGUUAUGAACAAUAGUAUGGCUGGUGCCAAAGACAACACACUUACUCUUAAAGGCUGUAAUUACCUUCGACAGCGACUAGUGUUGUCCACAUUGAGCGGCAAACCUGUUAGAAUAAAAGAAAUUAGAUCUCAGGAUGACGAACCUGGUUUGCGAGAAUUUGAGGUGAAUUUGAUACGCUUACUGGACAAGAUAACAAAUGGGUCUCGUAUUGAAGUGAGUGAAACAGGUACAUCGCUCUAUUACCAACCAGGACUUCUGCAUGGGGGCACACUAGAUCACGAUUGUUGCAAACUGAAGGCCAUUGGUUACUACUUGGAAGUUUUAGUAGCAUUGGGACCAUUUUGUAAGAAAGCACUGCAUAUAACUUUGAAAGGUGUGACAAAUAAUCAGAACGAUCCCUCGGUGGAUGCCUUUUUGAGUGGUGCCAUCCCGGUCUUGAAGAAGUUCCUGAUAGUUGAUGAUGGCCUUGAACUAAAAAUUACAAAGCGUGGAAUGGCUCCGGAAGGUGGGGGAGAGGUAGUGUUUAAGUGCCCUGUGCGCAGACAACUGAAACCUAUCCAGCUUAUGGACCAAGGGAAAGUGAAACGUAUUCGAGGUGUUGUGUAUGCAGUACGUGUCUCACCAGUUAUUAGCAACCGUCUUGUUGAAGCAGCCAAAGGAGUUUUCUUACAGUUUAUUCCAGAUGUGUACAUUUAUACAGAUCACCAUCGAGGCAACAAGUCUGGAAAAUCUCCAGGUUUUGGUAUCACCGUGGUGGCAGAGACUACAACAGGCGUGUAUUACACCGCAGAGGCUGUUUCAAAUCCUGCUGGUUGUGGGAGGCUUCCGUCUGUACCAGAGGAAGUUGGAAAAGAGGCUGCCUUCCUUCUUCUGGAAGAGGUUUACAGAGGUGGGUGUGUGGACUCAACAUUUCAAAGUUUUGCUGCUCUGUUCAUGACUAUGGCAACAAAAGAUAUUUCAAAGUGCAUAAUGGGUCCACUGUCGCCAUACACCAUUCAGUUCUUGCGACAUCUCAGAGUCUUCUUUGGUCACACAUUCAGACUUGAAAGUCAUAAGAAGAGCGAAGAAGAGGAGGAGCUAAACACUGGAGCAAACAAAGUUCUUGUCACCUGCUUAGGAGUUGGAUUCAUGAACUUGAGUAAGCGGGUUGCAUAGCGUUUGUUCACUGAUUACUGUUUCUGAGAACUAAUUUCUUGCACAUAUAUAUGUAAUAUGAAAAAUCAAGCUAUAAGGAAAAAUAAAAGAAAAGUGUUUUUUUCCUCCCA